Messenger RNA from Xenia sp. Carnegie-2017, 2741 nucleotides. RefSeq names its product myotubularin-related protein 6-like. Gene Ontology annotation, biological process: dephosphorylation. Lineage: Eukaryota; Metazoa; Cnidaria; Anthozoa; Malacalcyonacea; Xeniidae. The record is from RefSeq and is a predicted model, not a curated record. Gene Ontology annotation, molecular function: metal ion binding; phosphatase activity.
AAGAAAGCCCUUGACUCUAUAAUUUAUCAAUCCUAACGGCGACGUUGAGAAUUACAAUGUGUUUAUUAUGCUCUAUUUAUUUUUUGAAGUAAAAAGGCCGAAAAUUUUCGUGCUGUAAUUUUAGUGGAUGGAAUUAUGUUACGCCAAUCAUGAAUGAACAUGUCAAUUAGAGCAAGAUAGUUAAGAUAGGUUGAAAGUAAGGACGCCGGUGUACUAUAAUUUUUUUCAUUUUUUAGCAUAGCUUUUAGUUUGCACUUAAACAUUAAAAUUGAGAUUUCCCAUAACAAUGCGAUACCAUAUUAGGCCUAUUUUCCCGUAAACUAUACGUGAAAGAUUUCAUAAAUGGAUAAUGGAUUACAUAAAAACGGCCAAGGUAGAAAAUGUUCGUCUAAUGGAUGGUUAUAAUCAACAAAGAACGACCAAUGGUGUACUUUAUGUUACAACUAGUCAUCUAAUUUUUGUUGAUCCAGCUGGAAAGAGAGAAACUUGGAUAAUCCAUCAUCACAUUCAAAAUGUGGAGAAGUUACCAUUAUCAACUAUUGGUGCUCCACUACGUGUGUCUUGUAAUUUUCUUAUAGCUGUCUUUGUUAUUCCCAGAGAACGUGACUGUCAAAAUGUUUAUUUAUCUCUGAUAGAACUGUCAGCACCAGUAUGUCUUGAAAAACUUUAUGCAUUCUCAUAUAAUCCACCCGAGGAUAAGAUCAGUCAAUCCACUGGAUGGGUGUUAUAUGAUCCCAAACUGGAGUUUGCUCGAAUGGAAAUCACUCCAGAUACCUGGAAAGCCUCUGAUCUCAAUGAAGACUACAAACUUUGUGAUACGUAUCCAAGGAUUCUGUUUUUACCAACGUCUGCUUCAAAGGAGACUGCCAUUGGCAGUGCCAUGUUUCGUAGUCGAAAGAGACUUCCUACUCUUUCAUACUUUCACAAAACAACCAAGGCAGCAAUAUGUCGCUCCAGUCAACCUUUAUCGGGGCUAAAUGCGCGGUCAGUUGAUGACGAACAAAUGAUAAACGCCAUUCUAAAAUCAAAUCCUAAUUCCAAGAAAUUAUAUAUUGUAGAUACUAGACCUAAGAUCAAUGCUAUGGCAAAUAGAGCGGCCGGUAAAGGCUACGAAAAUACAGAGUUUUAUGAGAAUGUUGACUUUCAAUUUCUUGGGAUUGAAAAUAUUCAUGUGAUGCGACAAAGUCUUCAAAAACUUGUUUAUGCUUGUGGUGAGCGUCAGAAUGGAGAGUCGUUCCUUGAGAGUAUUGUUAGUAGUGGCUGGCUGAAACAUGUUAAGUGUGUCUUAGACACUUCGUAUUUUAUUGCCAAGGCUAUUUUUGAUGAAAGAAAGAGCGUUUUAGUUCAUUGUAGUGAUGGUUGGGACCGAACUGCGCAAACUUGCUCUAUUGCCAGUAUUUUAUUAGAUUCAUUUUUUCGAAGUAUUCACGGAUUUCAGGUACUUAUCGAGAAAGAAUGGCUGUCGUUUGGUCAUAAAUUUGUUGACAGAUGCGGUUUUGUUCGUAACGAUGGCAAAGAAGUAUCCCCAGUGUUUACGCAGUUUUUGGAUUGUGUUUGGCAAUUACAGCAUCAAUUUCCAUUUUCUUUUCAAUUUAAUGAAAGAUUUUUACUAACCAUACAUGAUCAUGUUCAUUCUUGUCAGUUCGGAACAUUUCUUGGUAAUUGCGAGAAAGAAAGAUUAGAAUCAAGAUUGUCUGAGACGACGUUCUCAUUGUGGGGUUACAUAUGGCAAAAUUACAAUGAUUUUGUAAAUCCUCUUUUUGAUGGAACUAAAACCUCGUUCCUUCGUCCCAAAACCUCUCCACAACACAUAAGGUUUUGGAGAGCAAUGUAUAAUCGCCAUGAUAAUACAUUGCAGCCACGCGAGACAGUCAUGGAUGCUAUAACAAGUCUUGUGGAUCAAAAUGACUCUAUUGAAGAUCAUAUUAGCUUACUGUCAAAGAGAAUUGAACUGAUGGAACUGAUUCUUAAUGACACAAGCGAUGAUGUCAGCGCAAUGAAUGAUGGUAUACUUCAAAAUACAGACGUCACAGACAAGAUAACAAAACAUGAUACAAUUGAAACAGAACUAAGGCGACAGAAUCUUACUUUAAAUGAAUUAGUUAGUGAUAAUCCACGUUUGUCACUUGACUGGCAAUCAUUUCGUAAAGUUGUGCAAUGCUCUUGUGCUUCUCCCAUUAAUUCUCUCACGAGAAAGCAUCACUGUUGGAACUGUGGUCUUGUUUUUUGUGGUCAAUGUAUUGAUUAUCAAACAUCAUUACCUGGUCAUUAUUCUGAGAAUAAAGUGCCUGUUUGUAGAAAUUGUUUCAAAAAAAUUAAGAAAUCAUCUUCGAAACCUGGCAGCUCGUAAUCAAAGACCAAAUCUGUUGUCAUGUAAAAUGCCCAAAGGAAGACUCAAAAACCUUCUCGCAGUCUGUUCACAUGAAAGAAAAAUUUCGGUCCGUCAGUCUUUGUCAUCAUUGUUCCACAACAAAAAACUUCUAUAUUGUCUUUUAGAACAAGAAAAAUAUCUCUAUGUUAUUUCUCGUUUACAUACGUUUGCAUCGGUCAGGGAGGAUGAACAGCACAAUUUGACUAUAAUUUAAUUUCCUAUUGGCUGAAUACAAAAUACAAAGAUCAGUUUUAAAUUACUCUUCCAUUUUGGAGAAGUUUUUUAAAUAGUACGAAAAUCUACUGAUCAACAGUAAGAAAUUUUUCCUAUGAACGAACCUUAAUAAAAAAUAGCUAUUUAUUAUGUUUAA